Molecule: messenger RNA, 2142 nt
Organism: Candoia aspera
Lineage: Eukaryota; Metazoa; Chordata; Lepidosauria; Squamata; Candoiidae
Gene: GLB1L
Product: galactosidase beta 1 like
Exons: 16
Coding region: 57-1997 (646 amino acids)
Biological process (GO): carbohydrate metabolic process
Cellular component (GO): vacuole
Molecular function (GO): beta-galactosidase activity
Source: RefSeq, a predicted model, not a curated record
UACCACCCCCUCACUUUGGAGGAAGCACCAGGGCCUGCCCACCAAAUUGUCAUGUGAUGUCUUCUUGUAGCUUCUUGUUCCAGGCUGAAGUUACCAUCAAACAGAUGGGGCUGUGGCUGUAUAUUCUCAUGGUAGCUCUGGGGGGCUUACAGUUUCAGGCCACUGCAGCAGUUCGUUCCUUCAGCAUUGAUUAUGAAAAUAACUGCUUUCUCAAGGAUGGGGUUCAGUUUCGUUAUAUCUCAGGCAGUAUCCAUUACUUCCGUAUCCCACCAGCUUAUUGGAAGGACCGGCUUCUCAAGAUGUACAUGAGUGGCCUCAAUGCUGUACAAAUUUAUGUCCCAUGGAAUUACCACGAACCGCUGCCUGGGAUCUACAACUUUUCUGAGGACAGAGACUUGGAAGGAUUUUUGGACUUAGUGGCCCAAUUAGGGCUAUUGGUGAUAUUGCGUCCAGGACCCUACAUCUGUGCUGAAUGGGAUAUGGGUGGCCUUCCAUCUUGGCUGUUGGCAGAACCAAAUAUUAUUCUCCGUACAUCUGAUCCAGGUUUUCUGCAAGCUGUCAACAAAUGGCUGAAUGUCCUGCUACCCAAGAUAAAGCCCCGUCUUUACCAGAAUGGAGGUAACAUCAUCAGUAUCCAGGUGGAGAAUGAAUAUGGUAGCUAUUAUGCAUGUGACUACAGCUAUAUGCGUCACCUCCUGGCUGUCUUCCGUUUGUAUUUGGGCAAAGAAGUUGUGCUCUUCACAACUGAUGGCCUCAAAGAAUCUGAGCUGCAAUGUGGGACCCUGCAGGAUUUAUAUGCCACUGUGGACUUUGGACCAGAAGUAAAUGAGACACGUGCAUUUGAACAGCAACGUCUGGUUGAGCCAAGAGGGCCACUGGUGAAUUCUGAGUAUUACACAGGUUGGCUGGAUUAUUGGGGUGAGCCACACUCCACAAGAACUACUACAGUUGUGACUCAGGGCCUACAGAAGAUGCUAGAAUUGGGAGCCAACGUCAACAUGUAUAUGUUCCAGGGUGGCACCAACUUUGGUUACUGGAAUGGUGCUGAUUACAAGGACCGCUACAACCCUAUCAUUACUAGCUAUGACUAUGAUGCACCUCUCUCAGAAGCUGGAGACCCUACAGGAAAACUAUAUGCCAUCCGAACCAUCAUUGGCAAGUUUCAGGUAGUGCCUGCAGGACCUAUACCACCCGCUACUCCCAAAUUUUCAUAUGGCUAUGUAUCCUUACCACAGCGUGUGGCCUUUUUGGAUAUUCUAAAUCUUGUCUCGCCUUCUCUGCCUUUCCAUUCUUCCUUCCCCCUCACCUUUGAGGCACUGAACCAGACCCACGGCUUUAUGCUGUACCGGACUGUUCUUCCAGAUGACAUCUUGCAGCCUGUUUUGCUCUCUGUCCUUGAAAAUGGGAUCCAUGACCUUGCCUACGUUUUGCUCAACGGAGAAUAUAAAGGGACACUGGAACGAGACCUAGCGAACGGUGUCAAUAUAACUGGCCAGCUAGGAGAUUCAUUGGACUUGCUGGUGGAGAACAUGGGUCAUAUCAAUUUCGGAGCAAAUAACAGUGACUUUAAGGGUCUGAUCUACAAUGUUACUUUGGGUUCUACCAUUCUCAGUGACUGGCUUAUUUAUCCUCUUGAUAUUGACUCAGCUGUGGCUCACAAAUGGCCUCCAUAUGUCCCACCAAGCCAUAAGACUACAGGACCUACUUUCUAUACUGGAGUCUUCAAAACACCUGGUAUCAACCAGGACACCUAUGUGAAGUUUCCAGGGUGGAGCAAGGGCCAGAUCUGGAUCAAUGGUUUUAACCUGGGCCGUUUCUGGCCAGUUCGUGGACCCCAGCAAACCCUCUUUGUGCCUGGCUUGCUCCUCAGUACCUCAGUCCUCAAUACUGUUGUAGUGCUGGAACUGCAGAAUGCACCAUCAGAUCCAAAGGUACUUUUUCUUGACCGGCCCCUUCUCAAUGGUACUCACAGCAUCACUCACAAAGACAUGAAAUAAGCGGAAAUACUAUCCAACUGUGACAUUGCUGAGACCCAUGGCAUAUUAUGAAGAAACGCAGCUGAAAUCACUGCCUUAUAAGAAUCAAAUGAAUAAAGUAUCAGACUACAACUUAAGCUCUAAUAAACAGCCCAAGUAAACUGCA